Megalopta genalis is the source of this 1324-nucleotide messenger RNA. Its product is annotated as Heparan sulfate 2-O-sulfotransferase. The record is from RefSeq and is a predicted model, not a curated record. Gene Ontology annotation, molecular function: heparan sulfate 2-sulfotransferase activity. Gene Ontology annotation, cellular component: membrane. NCBI's taxonomy places the organism in Eukaryota, Metazoa, Arthropoda, Insecta, Hymenoptera, Halictidae.
AAUUAACAAUCCAUGUAAACUUCAAAUUAGUUUCUCUUGUUUUAUUGAUAAGCAAUGAUUGAUUCAUCAGCACGCGUCUGCCCAUCAGAGAUACUCGAAUCACGUUGAUAGUGUUUAUAUAAAUUAUUAUCACUAUUUAUUUCAUAUUGAUUUUUUUUAUUGCUCUAGCGUUAUUAACAAUCUGUGAAGUGUUCCUUUUCUUAUGGUACACAUAAUGUGGAGAAACUAACCUUUUUAAAUAAAGAAAUAAUGAUACAUAGAAGUUUCCUGUUACAAUGGAUUCUGGUGGUGAUAUUUACGAUCACUAUUAUUUACUUAAAGUUGAAAUUAAAUUUGCUGGAGGAUCACUACAAAUUAUUGCGUACGCGUGAUUAUAGAGAAUACAAUGCCAUCACACAAGAUCAAAACAGUAUUCAAACUGGAGUUGACAGCAGCCAGCGAUCUUACAAAUCGUUGUCUUUCGAUGAUGUUGUUAUCAUCUACAACAGGGUACCAAAAACAGCAUCAACCAGUUUUGUAGGUUUGGUCUAUGAUCUGUGCAAACAAAACAAAUAUCAUGUUUUACACAUUAAUGUUACCAACAAUAUGCACACUCUCACUCUUCCCAAUCAGAUUCAAUUUGCAAAUAAUAUAAGUGAAUGGACUGCAAAAAAGCCAGCAUUUUAUCAUGGACAUGUGGCAUUUUUAAAUUUUGAAAAGUUUGGCGCGAAGCAAAUGCCUUUGUAUAUAAAUCUCCUGAGAAAACCUUUAGAUAGGUUUGUUUCUUAUUAUUAUUUUUUAAGAUAUGGAGACAAUUUUAGACCACAUUUAAUCAGGAAAAAACAUGGGGAUACAAAGACAUUCGAUGAUUGUAUAGAUGCUGGCCAGCCAGAUUGUGAUCCAAAUAACAUGUGGUUACAAAUACCUUUUUUAUGUGGUCAUGACCCUGCAUGUUGGGAAAUUGGAAAUAGUUGGGCACUGGAAGAAGCAAAGAGAAAUUUACAGAAACAUUAUCUCCUUGUGGGAGUCACAGAGGAAUUAACGGAAUUUAUUGAAAUUUUACAGAUUGUGCUUCCACGUUUUUUCAAAGGAGCCUACAAUUCUUUUUUACACAAUAACAAAUCACACUUGCGUCAGACUACACAGAAAAUCAAUCCACGACCGGAGACGGUAGAUAAGAUACAGAAAUCUGUUGUCUGGAAAAUGGAGAAUGAAUUGUACAAUUUCGCUCUGACGCAUUUCCAUGCCGUGAAGAAACGUUUGAUAAAUGCCUCUCCGCAAGACGCGAAUCAACGAUUUAUGUACGAAAAAAUACGACCAAAAUAAAUUUAGUUUCUUAAAUCAA